AUGCCCAGUUCCGGCUCCAAUGAUCCGUCAAUAGGCGUUUCGGAAACAUCGACAAUGCUAAACAAUCUUCGAGCUAGGUCCUACAGGGCAGCCUGGGGGCUGACGCUCGAUGAAGUGCUGAAUAACACCGCCCCUCCACCGUAUACCCUCAGCGCAUUCAGAGAAUUUCUCUCUCAAAACCAUUGCCUCGAGAAUUUAGAAUUCAUUCUCGAAGCGAAACGAUAUCGCGAAGGCUACAAGUCAUUGGUCGAAUCAGCAGAGAAGUCCAUAGAGACAACCAACUCCACGGCAAGCAUCAACCUAAGUAAGCUCUAUCAGCUUCUCCUGGAGGCGUACAUUCUCCCCGGAGCAGCCCGUGAGGUCAACCUUUCCGUCAACGUACGUGAUACCCUCUUGCGACACAAAAAUAUGUCGAAACCGCCGCUUCCUGAGACUCUUGCACCUGCCGUGAAAAACAUCCACACCUGA
Penicillium canescens is the source of this 468-nucleotide messenger RNA. Its product is annotated as regulator of G-protein signaling domain-containing protein. NCBI's taxonomy places the organism in Eukaryota, Fungi, Ascomycota, Eurotiomycetes, Eurotiales, Aspergillaceae. The coding region runs from base 1 to 468 and encodes 155 amino acids. The transcript has a single exon. The record is from RefSeq and is a predicted model, not a curated record.